Camarhynchus parvulus is the source of this 1005-nucleotide messenger RNA. Its product is annotated as carboxymethylenebutenolidase homolog. Lineage: Eukaryota; Metazoa; Chordata; Aves; Passeriformes; Thraupidae. Bases 164 to 901 code for a protein of 245 amino acids. The transcript is spliced from 6 exons. Gene Ontology annotation, molecular function: hydrolase activity. The record is from RefSeq and is a predicted model, not a curated record.
AAGGCAGGAAGUUAUGUAACUCUCUGUUAAAGGCACCCGGUCCUUGCGCUCUCCCCUUUCGUUUUGGGAGUGAGCGCUUUGUUUGGGGAUCCACUUCAGCCACGCCGGGCUCCUGCAUCCUGUUUCUGCAGCCCCGCACACCUGCAGCGCUACAGUAUCACCCAUGGCCAAUGAAUCAAGGCCCUGCCCCUGUGAUAUUGGGGACAGGUUUGACUAUGGAGGCCGUGGGCAGGAGGUGCAAGUUGGGCACAUCAAGGCGUACAUCUGCAAACCUUCUGCCAACACCGACAAAGCUGUCAUUGUGAUUCACGACAUAUUUGGGUGGCAACUCCCAAACACCAGAUAUAUUGCUGAUAUGCUAACAACUAAUGGAUACAUAGCCAUCUGCCCAGAUUUUUUUGUGGGACAAGAAGCUUGGAAACCUUCUAAUGACUGGGCAUCUUUCAAUGACUGGGUGAAAACACGAGAUGCCGGCAAAAUAGACAAAGAAGUUGAUGUCGUCCUCAAGUACCUAAAGGACCAAUGUGGUGCCGAGAAGAUUGGUGUCAUUGGGUUUUGCUGGGGUGGAGCAGCAGUGCAACAUUUGAUGCUGAAAAAUCCCCAUGUAAAGACUGGAGUGUCCCUCUAUGGAGUGAUCAGCCGUUUUGAGGACAAACACAGUUUGCUGCAUCCUACCUUCUUCAUUUUUGGUGAGAAGGAUAACAUUAUUCCAUUGGAGCAAGUCACCUUGCUGGAGCAGAAGCUUAAACAAAACUGUAAAGUUGAUUAUGAAGUUAAAAUUUACCCUGGACAGACACAUGGGUUUGUGCAUCGCAAAAGAGAAGAUAUCAAUCCUCAGGAUAAACCUUUUAUUGAGGAAGGAAGAAAGGAUAUGAUCAACUGGCUGAAUAAAUAUAUUUAGGUUAAAUUAAUGCCAAUAAACAAAAUCAAUUGUUGUAGGAAAUCAGAAAAUAAUAGACUAUAUUGCUUAAAAUGUUCUUACAACUGUAAAAAUAUUUUGUAAAA